AUGGAUUCUCAUGGGGAAUGCUAUUGGCACGUAAAGCAGAAUAUAAAACAUCGUUUCAAAAGCGCUGCUUUAACUAAAUUGUACAAGAAAGCUGCAAUUGCAUACCGUAUCGAAGAGUUUAACAAACAUUUUGACCAUAUUUGCAAAAUAUAUCCACGUGUUGUUAAGUAUCUUGAGAAUGAUGUCAAGUUCAAAAAGUUGUCGAGAGCACAUUUUGGUGGUAAUUGGUUUGAAGUUAUGACCAGUAACAUAGUUGAGACUGUGAAUAAUUUGAUGCGAAAGGCAAGAGAGUAUCCAAUUAUUGCUAUGAUCGAUUUUAUCAUAAGCACCAUGGGACAGUGGUUCCUUACUCGUCGUCGAGAAGCAUAUGAUGUGACAACUCCAUUGACACCGAAGAGAGAGGAAACCUUAAGAAAAAUAUGGGAUGAAGUUGGUUCAUUGAUAACACUCCAAUUAAAUGAGAAUGAGUACAAUGUAAUGUGCAGAGAAUUCGAUGCAAUAGUGAAUCUAAGGUCAAAAAGCUGUACGUGCAAAAAUUUUGAUAUUGAGAAGCUUCCAUGUGUUCAUGCCAUAGCAGCAGCAGGAAAGUCCCAACCUCAAAAUACUGGGGAACUUAUAUAUUCAAUGUGUUCAAAAUUCUAUGCUUCAGAAUAUUGGUUGUUAGCAUAUGCUGAAACUAUAUAUCAUGUUCCUCCAAACUCACAGUGGACCAACAUUCCUGAAGAUGUUACUGCAAUACAAGUGAUAGGCACCACCUGA
Molecule: messenger RNA, 759 nt
Organism: Humulus lupulus (European hop)
Lineage: Eukaryota; Viridiplantae; Streptophyta; Magnoliopsida; Rosales; Cannabaceae
Exons: 1
Coding region: 1-759 (252 amino acids)
Molecular function (GO): zinc ion binding
Source: RefSeq, a predicted model, not a curated record